AUGAUAUGGUAUCUGGGUGCGUGUAUACUCCUUUGUGCUGUGUCAUGUCAAAAUCUACGUGAUCCUCGAGUCAGUAUAGCUCAGGGAACUGUUAUAGGAUCCUAUAACACUUUUUAUGAGUUCUACGGCAUUCCUUAUGGUGACACGACGUCAGGAACCAAUCGAUUUAAGGCACCAAAACCUGCACCGCUAUUCGAUAGUCCAUUCAAAGCAAACCGAAAGGACAUAUCGUGUCUUCGGCCUAUGAGAAAUGGCUAUAAAGGAGUGGAGGAUUGUCUAUCGUUAAACAUCGUCACCCCUAAAUUGAACAGUACCUUGAGACUAAACGUCUUGGUGUGGAUAAAAGACAAAGAAUUUGAUCCUCACGAACCAGAACUGUCAUAUUACAAACACUUUGUAGAAAAGGAUGUUAUUGUAGUAACGCCAAAUUUCAGAGAAUCUCUUCUCGGUUUCUUGUGCUUAGGAACGUCAAGUGCUCCAGGAAACGCUGGUUUGAAAGAUAUAAUAGCUGCUUUAAAAUGGAUAAAACUAAACAUAGCUGCGUUCGGAGGUGACCCAGAAAACGUGACUGUAUUUGGCCAUGGAAGCGGUGCAGCGAUGGUGGAUCUCUUAACACUAUCAAACAUGUCCAAAGGACUAUUUCAGAAAGCGAUAUUUCAGAGUAAAAAUGACGUGGAAUCUUGGGCAGUAACGCGUGAUAACUCAAAAUAUGCGAUUGUGAUUGCUAAGGCUCUGGGUCACACAGUAGAAGACUUAGAAGCUUUAUCACAUAUAUUUACUCGUAUUAGCGCACCUGUACUGAUGGCUGUUGUUCAUGAACUUGAAUUAACUGAAAAUUCGUUGGCAUUCGCUCCGUGUAUGGAGAGAUAUCUGGAUUCUAGAGAUGUUGAACCUUUCAUUUUAAAAUCCCCAUUUGAAAAUGUUGGUGAGAAAAUAGAUAUUCCAUUUAUGACUGGAUUUAUAAACGGAGAUAGAAUUAAAAAUAAUACAAACGAAAAAAUCGUUACGAACAAUUGGAAUUGUACUACUACAUUAAUUGUCUACACUUUUAUCCUAAUAGCCUUGCUCUCGAUUGUUAGAAACUUGGAGAUAUCCGAAAUUAUGUUGUAA
Molecule: messenger RNA, 1110 nt
Organism: Leptosia nina
Lineage: Eukaryota; Metazoa; Arthropoda; Insecta; Lepidoptera; Pieridae
Source: the annotation of a GenBank genome assembly